Messenger RNA from Chara braunii, 1653 nucleotides. The record is from the annotation of a GenBank genome assembly. Lineage: Eukaryota; Viridiplantae; Streptophyta; Charophyceae; Charales; Characeae.
UGGAGAAGGAGCUCCCCGUCCAACUGCUCAUCGACCCCAGGAAGAUCUGCGACAUCCCAUCUUGGGAAAGAUAGUACAACCACUGCAGUCUAAAUCGCGAAACUGUGGACGACAUCAAGGUUGCAAUGCUGCGUCAAUUCUGCGAGAAAAGGGGGAAGAUCUGGACGAAAAACCCUUUGGUUCUGGCACCCAUCUACAAGCCGGUGGAGCGUAGGCUGGAGCAAGCUGACAGGGUUCACAAAGAUGUCUUCAAGCCAGAGGACAUGGACAAGUACUACUAUUACCCUGUUAAUGGACAACACACCGUGGCUGCUGUGAAGGAGUUGGAGGGUGAGCCAAUAUUCGUAUUGUGGAAGAUGCACUCGUGGCCGGCGAGAGUGGUGUGGUUCUCCGACCGAGAUUUCACGAGCUAUAGGCAGGUCAGUCUCAACGAGAACACGAGACACAAGAGGUCUAAGCAGCGAUUGCAGAAGGCCGCGUUCUUGGACAUGCGGGAGGCAUGGGAGAAAGAAGGAAGGCCGAUGGCCAUUCAAGGGAACCCUUCCGGCAAGGAGGCCGAAAAACAAAAGUUUUUCAAUUUCCAAAAGCUGAUUUUGGGAAAGAGUCCGAACGAAGCUCACUGGUCGUUGGCAGAAAAAGAUUUGCCGCUCGCCGACAAGGAGUAUGUCACUGUCAUUGGCAGUGCAUUGAGGCAGUGGAUGCCGCUCGUGACGGCCGGUGAUAACGUUUUCCGCAAAGCCAUGAAGUUCUACGUGAAAUGGGCGGAGGGGAAGUUAUUGGGCGGCGACGGCAAGACGCCAUUGUCGAGGCCGGGCAAAUACAUGCCAGACAAAUCUCCAAGUUUGCAAGCAAUUCCAGAAAUGGGCUCGAAAGCGGCGGCUGGUGAAACGAAGAUGGGGUGGCUUGUCCAGGUACCUCCGCCUCUGACCAAAAAGAAAACGCAAGCGGACGACAAGUUUUUCGUGGUCGUGAAGGAGCGAGACAUGUUCUGUUGGCAGUGUCUCGCCGACGUGACGGAUGUCGAGAAACUGUCGAUCCUUAACGACAUUCUCCCGCUAAGGGGAGUGUUUGUGCAAUCCGCGGGCGGCCAGCUGAAGCGUCAGCAUAAACCUGGAAUUAAAGACAUGGUCGCGACGAGGAAAGUGGACCGUGUGAUGCUCUGUAUGUUCCACUACAUCUUGUUCCUUGAAAUGGAAGAGGACGAACGUGUUUGGUGCCACCAGAGCCCUUUUUUUCGGACCGAGGGGAGGUUUUUGGAGGAGUUCGGGCUGCAGGGCCUCACGAAACAGGUGUGGGUCGAACUGCGAAAGCAUUUCAAGGGCGCGGUGGAGUACGUGAACACUUGCAAACGUACUCUUCUGCAUGAGAAGGAGUCCACCGCCUUCUCUGUGGGAAGAGUGCGAGCCGACGAGUUGAACUCGUCACGUAUAUGACGCGACAUGUUGAUCCCCUUAUUUUUUACCACAUCAAAUAGGUUAUUAUCCAUUUUGUUCUCCAUCGGAAAUAUCCACUAUCAUCAUUUUUCGUGUGUUUUCUUAGCAUAUAAAGAAUGGGAUAAAAGGGUGAUGAUAUUUGUGCCCUUGCAAAAUGUGAUUUUUUACUAUUCGAGACAACCACCUUAAAAUAAGUGACAAACAAAAGAAAUAUCAUGUU